AUGCCUCCAAAGAGCUCCAAGCCGGCCGACGGCCUCGACUACAAGGCCAUUUCAAAGCAGUUUGCAAAGGCCAGGGCGGCCAGGGAGGCUCGGGAAGCUCGGGACGCCGAGGCCAAAGAAAAGGGCCUGCCGACGGAAAAGGAACAGACGGAGAUUCUAGAGCGGCAGCGCGAGCUGCUCAACACCAAGCGGCAAAAGGCCUACGAGCGGCGGUGGUGGUGGACGGCGGCCUUUUGGACGUGGCUGCUGGCUGUUCACGCUGUUGGAAUCUGGCUGUUUGCGAGCGGUUUCCUGCUGACGAGGCUCGUGCUCGACGACAAGUCCAGCUGUGCGGCGCCCCCGCAGUUUGACCGGGCUGUGGUGAUUCUGAUUGACGCCCUGCGCUACGAUUUCACCGUUCCAGAGGAUCCGGCGGCGGCGCAUGCCUUCCACAACUCGUUUCCCUUCUUGUACGACACGGCUGUCAAAGCGCCCCAGAAUGCGUUCCUGCGGCCCUUCAUUGCGGACCCGCCGACGACGACGCUGCAGCGGCUCAAGGGCUUGACGACGGGGACGCUGCCGACGUUUAUCGAUGCUGGGAGCAACUUUGCCGGAACUGCCAUUGACGAGGACAAUCUGUUGAUGCAGCUGAGGGAGUCGGGCAAGAAGAUUGCGCAUCUCGGGGAUGAUACCUGGUGGUCCUUGUUCCCGGAGUAUUUUGAGCCCAACAUCAGCAAGGCGUACGACAGCUUCAAUGUCUGGGACCUGCACACCGUCGACAAUGGCGUCAUUGACAACAUCUUUCCGCUGCUGGAGUCGUCCAAGGACGGCCAGUGGGAUCUUCUCAUUGGUCACUGCUUGGGCGUGGACCAUGCGGGACAUCGUUAUGGGCCUGACCACUCUGCUAUGACGGCUAAGCUGCAGCAGAUGAACGAGUUUGUGACUAAAGUUGCAGGAUCUAUUGACGAUGAUACGCUUCUGAUUGUUAUGGGUGAUCACGGCAUGGACGGAAAGGGGGACCAUGGUGGAGAGAGUGACGAUGAGGUUGAGGCGGCUCUAUGGAUGUACUCGAAGCGACCUGUUUUCGGGAGAACCUCACCUGAAUAUGCUGUUCCGCCGGCUACUGCCAAGAUUCGCCCUGUUAACCAGAUUGAUCUGGUGCCGACCCUUGCGCUGCUUCUGGGUAUUCCUAUUCCUUACAACAACCUCGGAAAGCCCAUUGAGGAGGCUUUCGCGGGACAAAAGGGCAAUGACUGGGCUAACUUGGAGGCCGUUUCGCGACUUGCAUCUGCUGGAAUCGAGAGGUAUAGGCAGUCAUACUUCAAGGCCCGUGGCAUUAAGCAGACGGUGGAACCGGGCUCUCCCGCUGCUUUGUGGGCGGCGGCCAACGUUGCUGGGCUGGGCCACAAGGACGCUUACAAUUAUCUUACGGAAUUCGAGAACGAGACCCUUCAGGUCUACAAGGGACUGUGGGCUCGAUUCGACGUUCCCAGGAUGGUAGCGGGUGUGUUUGUUACCGCCGUUGGCCUUGUGAUGUUGGUCAUGUACUCGUCAAAGCCUGCAGAUGAGGAGUUUGUCGUGGCUAAUGAUGCUGAGCUCGACUACGCUGAGAGGCGGCUGGAGCUUAUGAAUCUGAAUCACGAAGACCAGGAGGUGCACCCGGACCAGCAUUUCCACCGAAGUCUCUUGGGUGGACUGGCCGACGCCCGAGUUCUCUUUGUCGUGGGAGUCUUGAUUGCCGUAGGAUUGUAUCGCAGGCAACCUAUGGAUGGUCUCGCAGCUUUGGUAGUCACACUCUUGAUUACUGGCGUCAUUUCUGCCCUGUCUACCUCUGGCAGGUCGAUUCUCAACAUUCUUCCGCGCACGUUCUGGGGAUGGCUGUCUGUUGUUCUUACUCUUAGCCACUCUAUCGGAUUCGCAUCCAACUCGUACACAAUCUGGGAAGACUCCAUCCUACUCUUCUUCAUUGCGACAUUUGGCGUGGCUGCUCUGAUAUCCUCGUUCCGAAUUGAAUCAAAAGUGGACCGCACAAUGGCCAUCUACCACACCGUCACAUUCAUCAUCAUUGGGCGAUUGGCGUCGUACUCGAAGCUUUGCCGCGAGGAGCAGAUGCCCUACUGUACUUCGACUUACUACGCUUCCGUCACGUCCUCUACGUCGGCCCCCUGGCAGCUUGCCAUUCCUUUUGCCGUCUUCCUCAUCCUUCCCGAUGUCAUCAAGGCGUUCUUGAUGCCGUCCAAGUCAUAUGAGGGCCUGGCUCCUACGUGGAUCGGAUACGCUUUCCGUGGCGGCCUCUUCCUCUCCGCCUUGUACUGGACUAUUGAUGCCGCUAACAACGGGGGGUGGCUCGCUGAUAGGCUCUCCGAGAGCACGCUCAAGUCGGCUGGUGUCUACUUGGCCCAGGUGAUCCUGGCACUAUCCCUUAUCGCUGGAUCGACAUCGUUUGCCUGGGCGCCGCCAAACAUCUCCAUCUUGUCGACGUCUGCCAAGACGGGACAGCUGGUAACUAUUCUCGGCUACGGCAACGCCAUGGGCGCUCGCUAUCUCUUCCUGCCGCUCAACUUCCUCGCGGCAUGCAUCCUCGUCACCAAGCCCAUGGGAUCAGGUGCUUUGGCCCUCAUGAUGUGGCAGAUUCUCUGCCUGGCCGAGAUUAUCGAUCUCAACCAGCUCAAGGCCGAGUCCAUCGGCCCCGUGAUGCUCGCCAUCCUAGGCAACUUUUACUUCUUCAAGACGGGCCACCAAGCCGUCCUCUCCAGCAUCCAAUGGGACAGCGCCUUCAUCCCGCUCUUCUCCAUCCGCUACCCCUGGUCCCCUCUCGUCGUCGCGCUCAACACUUUCGCGGGCCAGAUCCUCGCCGCCGUGUCGGUGCCGCUCAUCGUCCUGUGGAAGGUCGGGCCGAAGCAGCGCGGCAUCCUCGAGACGACGGCCCGCGCGCUGGGGGUGUUUAUCGCGUAUUUCGCGGUUGAGGCGUUGACGACGAUGAGUUGGGCGGGGUGGUUGAGGAGGCAUUUGAUGCUGUAUAGGGUGUUUUGUCCGAGGUUUAUGCUUGCUGCUUUGUUGUUGGUUGUUAUGGAUUUGGUGGGGGUUUUGGUUGCUUUGACGGGGGUGAGGAGUAAUACCUUGGCGGUGUGCGAGGUAUUUGGAUGGGCGGAGUAA
Molecule: messenger RNA, 3135 nt
Organism: Trichoderma breve
Lineage: Eukaryota; Fungi; Ascomycota; Sordariomycetes; Hypocreales; Hypocreaceae
Product: type I phosphodiesterase / nucleotide pyrophosphatase domain-containing protein
Exons: 2
Coding region: 1-3135 (1044 amino acids)
Biological process (GO): GPI anchor biosynthetic process
Cellular component (GO): endoplasmic reticulum membrane
Molecular function (GO): mannose-ethanolamine phosphotransferase activity
Source: RefSeq, a predicted model, not a curated record